UCGCAUUCUAUAUCCAGUUGAAAACCACUAUACUUUAGAAAGGUUUUACAGCUACAAAAUAGCGGAUUUUUUUCGUGGAAAAAAAAAGUCUAAAAUCUACUUCAACACCUUCCUCACCCUGUCCGAUUAGGGUAACAGAGGUAUUUUGGCCACUUUAUCGAUUUCAUCGGAUUUUAUCGAUGUUAAGUAACUCAUUUUGCAUCAAUUUGAAGCUAAUCACAUUAAAUUACCUAUUGCGGAAGGGGUUUUUAAAGAUAUUACAAUAUUUGGUGGAUAUUUUUAUAAAGUUGGCCAAAAUAAAAUCAAUCCUAAAGUUGGGCAAAAUACCUCUGUUACCCUAAUUUGUUAAAUUGUGGAAAUCAACAAAAAUAUGACAGCACCUUAAAAAACUAUUGCAGGCUUUAUGCAAGUUCUUGCACGCAAGUGCUUGCUGCGAGCGUGUGAGAAUCAUCGCGCUCGCAUUGUUAGGAUGUCAACUAGUCAACUCAGACGAAUUGAUAUCAGCACCAUGGCAAUGAAAGACCCCGGCAAAACAAAGCUAUGGACGGUAGAGGAAACUUUCAAUUUGAUCGAUGCCUUCCGUAGCAAACCGGCCUUAUGGCAACGAAAACAGUUGAACUACAGAAACAAGCAUCGACGAGCAGAACUACUGAGAGAAAUAGCAAACGAGUUCGGAACAUCCACCGAUGAAGUCAAAGAAAAGCUUCGUUCAUUACGCACAGUUUACAUGCAGAAUGUAAAAAGAAUAGCUGCUGUCGACGGAUACGUUCCUAAAUGGGAUUACUACAAUGCGUUACAAUUUUUGAAGGGGGAACUUUUAUCGCAAUAUGAUAAUACUUUAAACUACGAAGAGGACUGUUCAGAAUCUGUUGUAUUUUUGGACGAACAUUACGAAAGUCCAUCAGAAGAGCCAACCCAGCCGGAACAAAAUUCUAUUCAAAACCAGCCAAAUGAAUAUCCACGCUACAAAAAAAGACGGUUCGAGAAUUUGCCAGGCAUAAAUCAAGAACAACGGAUUGGCAACGUAUCUAAUGAAGAGUUCGGGAAGUUCCUUGUUCAUUCUUUGAAUACAAUGAACAAUCCACAGAUAGAGGAAAAAACUAGGCUCCGUAUUCAGAUAGUUGUUUCGGAAGCGAUGCAUGAGGCGGCCACCAAAGCUCUCUCAUUACUUACGUCGAAUGCACCCCACAGGUCACCUCCACCCUGUCAGUCGUUGUUGCCGUCUUCGUCACUACCGGUUUCAGAAAAGGACACCUACGAAACUACGUUGCAUAAUGGAGAGCACCUACUGGAUGAAAUCACUAUUGUGAAACAAGAGACUGAGUAACAACGACGAUACGCCCCGCUAUUUACGAGAAUUUAAAACUGAUUGUAGUUCCUUACAAAUUAUUUAAGCGAAACAUUAUGGAAUAUACUUUACUGAUAGAUGAUUAGAUAAUUGAUGGCACUCCUAGCUGGAUGCAGUUUAUAUUUUUAUAUAAAACAGUAGGAGCUAGUUUUGAAAGAUCAUUCUAGUUUGUUAAUCUGAAAACAUUUCACCUCAAAAUCAAAUUAGAUUUCAUUUGUGCUAGACAUUGUGGUACACUUUUUACGAAUGCAAGAAAAAUCAUUUAGUUACACUUUCUAUUUUCAUGCGUGGUUAAGCACACGGGGUAUUUUAAAUCGGAUCGGGCUCC
Molecule: messenger RNA, 1676 nt
Organism: Malaya genurostris
Lineage: Eukaryota; Metazoa; Arthropoda; Insecta; Diptera; Culicidae
Exons: 3
Coding region: 404-1327 (307 amino acids)
Source: RefSeq, a predicted model, not a curated record